GUGACAAAGAAAGUCAAGUCCAUGCAGAUGUUCCAUACUCCUGUGAAUUAUGCUAUGCAGGGUGACAGAGUAGGUAUCUGUGUAACCCAGUUUGAUCCCAAACUGUUAGAACGAGGCCUGAUUUGCACCCCAGAAUCACUUCAUACCAUCCAUGCUGCAAUAAUUUCCCUGAAGAAAAUCCAAUAUUUUCGAGGAGCUCUUCAGACCAAGGCCAAGUUUCAUAUCACAGUAGGUCAUGAAACAGUUAUGGGAAGAGUGAUGUUUUUCAGUCCAGCUCCUGCUGACUUCAAUGAAGAAAUUGAAGAAAAUGUUUUUGAUUUUGAAAAAGAUUAUCUUUAUCAGGAGGAAUAUUUGUCCAAGGACUCAGAUUCUUCAGAGGAGAACAAAAAAAAAGACCAAGCAGAAGUCCAGCUCCCGAGACAGCAGUGGGCUUUGCUGGAGUUUGAGAAACCAGUCACUUGUCCUAAACUGUGCCUUGUGAUCGGUUCCAAGCUGGAUACAGAUAUUCACGCAAAUACCUGCAGGUUAGCAUUCCAUGGGGUACUGCUCCAAGGCAUGGAAGACAAGAACUACACAGAGACUUUCCUUCCAAAGUUGAAAGUGUACAAACUGAAGCACAAAGAAGGACAAGUGGAAAGGGUGAUGGAUGAUUACAGUGUGAUUGGUCGUUCGUUGUUUAAAAAGGAAACGAACAUACAGAUUUUUGUGGGUCUAAAAGUCAAGCUAUCUACAGGAGAGGAUGGAAUAAUAGAUGGUGGUUUUGGGCAAAGUGGUAAAUUUAAAAUCCGAAUUCCAGAUGGGCUGAAGCCAGAUACCAAGAUGCUUCUUGCUGUUGCCUCCAAGAAGAAAUCUAAGGCAGGCAAGGGGGAUACAACCAAAGAGGAUGAAAGCAGCAAGAAUGAUUCAGCCCAACCUGUUACUAUCUCUCUUCUCUUUAAAAGAUAUGUCUUUGAUACACAGAAGAAAAUGAUUCAAUCCUGA
Messenger RNA from Apaloderma vittatum (bar-tailed trogon), 981 nucleotides. RefSeq names its product eukaryotic elongation factor, selenocysteine-tRNA-specific (gene EEFSEC). The transcript has 3 exons. The record is from RefSeq and is a predicted model, not a curated record. Gene Ontology annotation, molecular function: translation elongation factor activity. Gene Ontology annotation, biological process: selenocysteine incorporation. The annotation marks the transcript as partial. NCBI's taxonomy places the organism in Eukaryota, Metazoa, Chordata, Aves, Trogoniformes, Trogonidae.